AUGUCUGAAAAACAGGAGCCUCAGAAGUCUGACACGGAGUGCACUGCCGUGGAACUUCAAGAGUAUGAAGAUGAAGAACACUGGCUUUUCAAAGUUUUGGGAAUCAAGCCUAGGCCUUCCUCAGCAGUGGGCAAUAACACCGAUAAGAAAGAAGAUGAAUCACUAGGUCAUGCUGAAUUUCUUCGCCUGCAAGAUAUUCUCCAAGAGAACAAAGUCAGCAUCGCUGCUGAGAGCAACACUUGCCAACCUGGAUAUGUUGAAGAUGAUAAUGAGACCAACCACAGUGACAGUGAUGUUGACGACAAUGUGAAUGUGAUCAUCGGGAAUAUUAACACCAACCCCUCCAAGUAUAUGGAGAUGCUCACUAAUCGCAACUUGAAAGCUGACCGUAACCUGGAAGCGUCUUCAUCAGGUAUCUUUCCUGCCCUUUAG
Molecule: messenger RNA, 432 nt
Organism: Psammomys obesus (fat sand rat)
Lineage: Eukaryota; Metazoa; Chordata; Mammalia; Rodentia; Muridae
Product: testis-specific protein TSX-like
Exons: 6
Coding region: 1-432 (143 amino acids)
Source: RefSeq, a predicted model, not a curated record